Pichia membranifaciens NRRL Y-2026 is the source of this 480-nucleotide messenger RNA. RefSeq lists its product as hypothetical. Bases 1 to 480 code for a protein of 159 amino acids. Gene Ontology annotation, cellular component: cytoplasm; nucleus. Gene Ontology annotation, molecular function: protein tyrosine phosphatase activity. The transcript has a single exon. The record is from RefSeq and is a predicted model, not a curated record. NCBI's taxonomy places the organism in Eukaryota, Fungi, Ascomycota, Pichiomycetes, Pichiales, Pichiaceae.
AUGCCAAGCGUAUUUUCUGUUGCAGAUAUCAAGUACAUUUUAGAUCCGACCUUGAAAUCUUGGAUUUUACAGGGACAUACCAAUUUGGGGACACCAUUCCAAGUGAUUGACGUACGAGACUCUGAUUAUGUUGGGGGCCAUAUAAUCAACUCUUUGCACAUUGAGUCCAAUAAGUUCAAAAACGAAGAGAGCGCAGAAACGCUGUCGAAUUUGUUGAAGAAACUGAGGGAAAAUGGCCAGAAUACUGUGGUUUUCCAUUGUAUGUUAAGCCAACAACGUGGACCAAGCAGUGCAAUGAGAUUCUUGAGAUACCUCAAUGAGAGGACCAGCGCCUCAAAUGACCAAGAUGAAAUUUCCUUCAUUGAAAAUAUGAAGGUAUGUGUUCUUCGUGGCGGAUUCGGGAAGUGGCAGCAAGAGUAUGGCGAGGAUCCCCAGUUGACAGAAAAUUACGCCAAAGAUGUUUGGAAGUAUGGGUAUUGA